Molecule: messenger RNA, 1476 nt
Organism: Trichoplusia ni (cabbage looper)
Lineage: Eukaryota; Metazoa; Arthropoda; Insecta; Lepidoptera; Noctuidae
Product: maspardin-like
Exons: 5
Coding region: 144-1109 (321 amino acids)
Source: RefSeq, a predicted model, not a curated record
CUACAUCUGACAAAGACAACCUACGACUUGAUACGACAAAACAGUUUUGCUUUGCUAUUUACGACAUUUGCAUGAGUUUUUCAUGUUCAAGUAUACCUAUUAAAUGACCUACUUUUGUGAAACAAACUUUUAAAUAAUUGAAAAUGGGUAGUGUUAGUGAAUUAUCGCAGUCAAAUGAAUAUCUUAGUUUCAGAAGUAGUAUUCCUUUGAGAAAAAUAGUGGUUGAUGAAGACGGAUCCAAGGCAUGGAGGGUAUUCGACAGUGGUCCAAAGUCUGUAAGCUGCCCGUUAAUAUGUCUGCCACCUGUGUCGGGCACAGCUGACAUAUUUUUCCAGCAAGUCUUGGGGCUGGCUUCACGAGGUGUCAGAGUAAUAGCCGCUGAGCCUCCACCAUACUGGAAUAUGAAAGAAUGGUGUGAUGGCUUCAAGAGACUAAUUGAUUAUCUGGAACUUGACAAAGUGCAUGUCUUUGGAGCUUCCUUAGGUGGCUUCAUAGCUCAAAAGUUUGCAGAAUUAACAAGCAAUUGCCCAAGAGUUGCAUCUCUAAUUCUAUGCAAUACUUUCACGGACACAUCUGUGUUUGAAUAUCACGACUCUGCAGCUCUCUUUUGGCUUUUACCAUCACUAGUACUUAAAAGGAUGCUGAUGGGGAACUUCACAAAUGAUAAAGUUGACAAAAGAGUGGCUGAAUCCAUUGACUUUAUGGUUGAAAGACUGGAAUCCUUGAACCAGGCAGAAUUGGCAUCAAGACUGACUUUGAACUGCACACCUUGUUAUAUACAACCUCAAAGCUUGGUUCACUUACCAAUCACAGUUAUGGAUGUCUGGGAUGAGAGUGCCUUAAGUUCCAGAGUGCGAGAAGACCUGUAUAAGUCAUACCCACAUGCAAAACUAGCACAUUUGAAGAGUGGUGGCAACUUCCCAUACCUGAGCAGAAGUGAUGAAGUUAAUUUGCAUUUACUAAUUCAUUUACGUCAAUUCGAUGGUACAGAUCUAUCGGCAUCAUAUCUAAGCCUUCACAAAAUGCCUCCGCAAUCUACAAUAAGUCAACCAGAAGAAGGAACCGUUAGCUACUUUAAUCAAAGGGAAAAAUACGUAAAAAUAUCUUAGAAAUUGAUAAUUGUAUAACAUUUCCUAUAACCGUAAGAAUAUUUUUGUAUAACAGGUUUUGAUACUUUUAUUAGGAAUACCAUUACGACGUGGAAACAGAAACGACACUCAGUUAGAAUCGCCUUUAAGUGUCAUGCUGUCACUGUACUAUAUUUUGUCGAUUCUGAACUAGGUUGUAAGGCCUUAUAUAGUUAUAUGUUUCCAAAAGUAUCAUAAUAUGUAAAGACUUUUAUAUCCAUUUAGCAGCGGCUAAAAAAACCUACAAAAACGUAAGUAAAUACUGUAUUUAGGAUUUUAAUAGAAUGUUCACUUAUAUUAAGUCGGCAAACUAUUCGAUUAUGAGUUUUAAAGAAAUUGUCAGCGAAAA